Messenger RNA from Blastomyces dermatitidis ER-3, 582 nucleotides. RefSeq lists its product as uncharacterized. Lineage: Eukaryota; Fungi; Ascomycota; Eurotiomycetes; Onygenales; Ajellomycetaceae. The record is from RefSeq and is a predicted model, not a curated record. The transcript is spliced from 3 exons. The annotation marks the transcript as partial.
AAUCUUCAUAUGUUGACAGAUCUGCAUCUGUCAAUGAUAGUGAACUCAAUGUUAAAUCAUUGAUCAAGAACUUGAAGAAUGUGAUAAUGAAGAAAUUGUUUAUAUUAUAUAUGACUGAGUCUUCUGCAUCUCUCUUUGCUCUCUCUGUUUCUUUCUCUGCUGCUUUCUCUCUAUCUUCUACACCUGUCUCUGUGUCUGAUUCUCCCGCUUCUGCUAUUCCUGUUCCUGUGACCCUCACUUCUACUACUUCUGAAUUUGUUAUCUCUGCUUUUAUUAUCAGCUCUCUCUGUUUCAAGAAGAUGUUAUAUAGACUUAAUAAAUUAUAUUUGUCAUGUCUAUUAUCUAACUUCAUGAUACAGAUGAAAUAUAUCUGUGUUUUCAGAAAUAAGAAUGCAGAUGUUGUACUCUUUUACACUCACAGAUUUACUCUGAUAUCAGAGGCUAUUCUGAUCAAAGAUGAUAAUGCUGCUGAGACUAUUCUCUCUCACUCUCAAGCUUCUCUUAUUACUUUCUCUUCCUUCUCUGUGAAGAAGAUUGUGUACACAUCAGAUUAUAAGCAUUCAGUCUCAGAUAACUCUCACU